Molecule: messenger RNA, 2100 nt
Organism: Kwoniella shivajii
Lineage: Eukaryota; Fungi; Basidiomycota; Tremellomycetes; Tremellales; Cryptococcaceae
Exons: 4
Coding region: 1-2100 (699 amino acids)
Biological process (GO): protein folding; cellular response to heat; protein stabilization
Cellular component (GO): cytosol; perinuclear region of cytoplasm; plasma membrane
Molecular function (GO): ATP binding; ATP hydrolysis activity; ATP-dependent protein folding chaperone
Source: RefSeq, a predicted model, not a curated record
AUGUCUGGACAAGCCGAGACUUUUGGUUUCCAAGCUGAGAUCUCUCAACUUCUUGAUCUCAUCAUCAACACUUUCUACUCCAACAAGGAAAUUUUCCUUCGAGAAUUGAUUUCCAAUUGUUCCGAUGCUCUUGACAAAAUCAGAUAUGCAGCUCUCACAGACCCUUCUCAACUCGAUUCAGAGAAGGACCUUUACAUCCGAAUCACCCCCAACAAGGAGGAAGGUACUCUCACCAUCCGAGAUACCGGUAUCGGUAUGACCAAGGCUGAUCUCGUUAACAACCUCGGUACGAUCGCCAAAUCCGGUACAAAAGCUUUUAUGGAAGCCCUCAGCUCAGGUGCUGAUAUCAGUAUGAUUGGUCAAUUCGGUGUUGGUUUCUACUCUUCAUACCUUGUCGCCGAAAAGGUACAAGUAACCACCAAGCACAACGAUGACGAGCAAUACAUUUGGGAGUCAGCUGCCGGUGGUACAUUCACCAUCACCGAAGACGUUGACGGUCCCCGACUUGGUCGAGGUACCUCGAUGAAACUCUUCAUCAAGGAGGAUCUUAAAGAAUACCUUGAAGAGAAGAGAAUCCGAGAAAUCGUAAAGAAACACUCCGAAUUCAUCUCUUACCCCAUUCAACUUGUUGUCACUAAGGAGACCGAGAAGGAGGUCGACGAUGAAGAGGAGGAAGUAAAGGAAGGUGAGACCAAGAUCGAGGAGGUUGAGGAUGAGGAUUCCGCCAAGAAGACCAAAAAGACCAAGAAGGUCAAGGAGACCACCACCGAGAACGAGGAGUUGAACAAGCAAAAACCUAUCUGGACCAGAAACCCAUCUGAAGUCACUCAAGACGAAUACGCAAGCUUCUACAAGUCCAUCUCAAACGACUGGGAAGACCACCUUGCCGUUAAGCACUUCUCUGUUGAGGGUCAACUCGAGUUCAAGGCUAUGCUUUUCGUUCCUAAACGAGCACCAUUUGAUCUCUUUGAGACCAAGAAGAAGAGACAUAACAUCAAACUUUACGUCAGACGAGUCUUCAUCUCCGAAGAUAACGAGGACCUCAUCCCCGAAUACCUCAAUUUCAUUGUUGGUCUCGUUGAUUCCGAGGAUCUUCCCCUUAACAUCUCUCGAGAAACCCUUCAACAAAACAAGAUCCUCAAGGUCGUCCGAAAGAACCUUGUUAAGAAGGCUCUCGAGCUCAUCUCAGAGGUUGCUGAAGACAAAGAGAACUUCGACAAAUUUUACACUGCUUUCUCCAAGAACCUCAAGCUCGGUAUCCACGAAGACGCUACCAACCGAAGCAAGAUUGCCGAAUUCCUCCGAUUCCACUCCACCAAGUCUGUUGACGAGAUGACCUCUUUCAAAGACUACAUUACCCGAAUGCCUGAGGUCCAAAAAUCAAUCUACUACCUUACCGGUGAAUCUCUUGAAGCCGUCAAGGACUCACCCUUCCUUGAGGUCCUCAAGAAGAAGGGCUUCGAGGUCUUGCUUCUUGUUGACCCUAUCGAUGAGUACGCUGUCACCCAACUCAAGGAGUUCGAUGGCAAAAAACUCGUCUGUGUAUCCAAAGAAGGUCUCGAGCUUGAGGAGACCCCUGAGGAGAAAGAGGCGAGAGAGAAGGAGGCUAAGGAAUUUGAGGGUCUUUGUUCUGCCAUCAAGGAAAACCUCGCCGACAAAGUUGAGAAGGUUGUUGUCUCAAACCGAAUCACUGACUCCCCUUGCGUUCUUGUUACCGGUCAAUUCGGUUGGUCAUCCAACAUGGAGCGAAUCAUGAAGGCUCAAGCUCUCCGAGAUUCUUCCAUGUCAUCUUACAUGGCCUCUAAGAAGACUAUGGAACUCAACCCCACCCACCCCAUCAUCAAAGAGCUCAAGUCUCGAGUCGCCGAAGACAAAUCCGAUAAGACCGUUCGAGAUCUUACCUACUUGCUCUUCGAGACUGCUCUCCUUACUUCCGGUUUCACCCUUACCGCUCCUCAAGACUUUGCUCAACGAAUCAACCGAAUGAUCGCCCUUGGUCUUUCUAUCGAUGCUGAGGCUGAGCCCACACCUGCUCCUGCUGCCGAUGCCGAUGUUCCUGCUCUCGAGGAAGCCGGUGGCUCCAUGGAAGAGGUUGAUUAA